UCCCUAUAUAAAUUUCACCUCUGUAAAAUCUCAGUUUAUCAUACGAAUCCAAAGCCAAAUUUUGAGAAACAACAAGAAUCGAUCGUAGUAAUAUUCUAGUGAGAUCGCAACAGCAUCUUCAAUCGUGCGCUCGGUAUCUCAAUUCUUCGUUUCGCUGAUCGUUUGAUCUGAAAGUGAUGGCGGACGUGCAUAUGGGAGGAGCAGAGUCGGAGACCUUCGCUUUCCAAGCGGAGAUCAAUCAACUACUCAGCUUGAUCAUCAAUACUUUUUACAGUAACAAAGAGAUCUUCCUUCGUGAGAUCAUCAGCAACUCAUCUGAUGCAUUGGAUAAGAUAAGAUUUGAGAGCUUAACAGACAAAAGCAAGCUCGAUGCUCAGCCUGAGCUCUUUAUCAGAAUCAUCCCGGAUAAAGCUAACAAAACUCUUUCCAUUGUUGAUAGCGGUGUUGGCAUGACCAAAGCAGAGUUGGUGAAUAAUUUGGGAACAAUUGCGAGGUCUGGAACAAAGGAGUUCAUGGAGGCAUUGCAAGCUGGAGCCGAUGUGAGCAUGAUUGGUCAAUUUGGAGUAGGGUUUUAUUCGGCUUACUUGGUAGCAGAGAAGGUGAUUGUCACCACAAAGCACAAUGAUGAUGAACAAUACGUAUGGGAGUCACAAGCUGGUGGGUCUUUCACUGUUACCCGUGAUGUGAGUGGUGAACCUCUUGGUCGAGGUACCAAGAUCACCCUCUUCCUUAAAGAUGAUCAGUUGGAGUACUUGGAGGAAAGGAGGAUAAAAGAUCUUGUGAAGAAACAUUCCGAGUUUAUCAGCUAUCCAAUUUACCUAUGGACUGAGAAAACUACUGAAAAGGAGGUCAGUGAUGAUGAAGAUGAGGAGACAAAGAAGGAGAACGAAGGUGAUGUGGAGGAUAUUGACGAGGACAAAGACAAAGACAAGAAAAAGAAGAAGAAGGUUAAAGAGGUGACUCAUGAGUGGCAACUCAUUAACAAGCAAAAACCAAUUUGGUUAAGAAAACCGGAGGAGAUAACAAAGGAGGAAUAUGCAUCGUUCUACAAGAGUCUCACAAAUGAUUGGGAGGAUCACCUUGCAGUGAAGCACUUCUCUGUCGAGGGGCAGCUCGAAUUCAAAGCUAUUCUGUUUGUUCCGAGGAGAGCCCCAUUUGAUCUUUUUGACACGAGGAAGAAGCUGAACAACAUUAAGCUGUAUGUUAGGAGGGUGUUUAUCAUGGACAACUGUGAAGAACUCAUUCCUGAGUAUCUGUCAUUUGUGAAAGGUGUUGUGGACUCUGAUGAUCUCCCAUUGAACAUCUCUCGUGAAACGUUGCAACAGAACAAGAUUCUUAAAGUGAUUAGGAAGAAUCUAGUGAAGAAAUGCCUUGAGAUGUUCUUUGAGAUUGCUGAAAACAAAGAGGACUAUGCUAAGUUCUAUGAUGCUUUCUCUAAGAACAUCAAGCUUGGUAUUCAUGAAGAUAGCCAAAACAGGAGUAAACUUGCCGACUUGCUUCGGUUUCAUUCUACGAAGAGUGGUGAUGAGAUGACCAGCUUGAAAGAUUAUGUCACUAGGAUGAAGGAAGGCCAAAAGGAUAUCUAUUAUAUCACUGGUGAAAGCAAGAAAGCUGUUGAGAACUCACCAUUCCUUGAAAAACUCAAGAAGAGAGGAUAUGAAGUGUUGUUCAUGGUUGAUGCUAUCGACGAAUACGCUGUUGGACAAUUGAAGGAAUACGAUGGGAAAAAGCUGGUCUCUGCUACAAAGGAAGGACUCAAACUCGAUGAAGAGUCUGAAGAUGAGAAGAAGAAGAAGGAGGAGAAGAAAAAGUCGUUUGAGAACCUUUGCAAGACGAUCAAAGAAAUUCUAGGUGACAAAGUCGAGAAGGUUGUUGUGUCCGACAGAAUCGUUGACUCUCCUUGUUGUUUGGUCACUGGUGAAUAUGGUUGGACUGCCAACAUGGAGAGGAUCAUGAAGGCUCAAGCUCUUAGGGACAAUAGCAUGAGUGCUUACAUGUCUAGUAAGAAAACUAUGGAAAUCAACCCGGACAAUGGCAUAAUGGAGGAGCUAAGGAAAAGAGCCGAGGUAGACAAAAAUGACAAAUCAGUGAAGGACUUAGUGUUGCUGCUAUAUGAAACUGCUCUCUUGACUUCAGGUUUCAGCUUGGAUGAUCCCAACACAUUUGCAGGAAGGAUUCAUAGGAUGUUGAAGCUGGGUUUAAGCAUUGAUGAUGAUGACACUGGUGGUGCUGAUGAUGUCGAUAUGCCAUCUUUGGAGGAAGAGGGCAAUGAAGAAAGCAAGAUGGAAGAGGUCGACUGAACAGCUAAUAAAUACGUAAACACUAUAAAAAUCUGUUCAUUAGUACAUAUACCUACAAAGCUCGUCGCUGAGUGUCGGGUUCCGGUGGGUGUCUAGUUUUAGUUUUAGGGUUUCAUGGGUGGUUCCAUGUUGAGAUGUUAUGUCUGGUAUUAGAGCUUUAAUGAGUGCAUUUUCAGUUUUCUAGCAGCCUAAUGUUAGCUUGAGCUAUGUCAUUGGGGCAAUAAAUUGUUGGACCGUUUCUUUCUUAA
Gossypium raimondii (Peruvian cotton) is the source of this 2548-nucleotide messenger RNA. RefSeq names its product heat shock protein 90-1. Gene Ontology annotation, cellular component: plasma membrane; perinuclear region of cytoplasm; cytosol. The record is from RefSeq and is a predicted model, not a curated record. The transcript has 4 exons. Gene Ontology annotation, molecular function: ATP hydrolysis activity; ATP-dependent protein folding chaperone; ATP binding. Bases 177 to 2300 code for a protein of 707 amino acids. Lineage: Eukaryota; Viridiplantae; Streptophyta; Magnoliopsida; Malvales; Malvaceae. Gene Ontology annotation, biological process: protein folding; protein stabilization; cellular response to heat.